Molecule: messenger RNA, 2853 nt
Organism: Aspergillus mulundensis
Lineage: Eukaryota; Fungi; Ascomycota; Eurotiomycetes; Eurotiales; Aspergillaceae
Product: Methionine aminopeptidase
Exons: 9
Coding region: 1-2853 (950 amino acids)
Biological process (GO): transmembrane transport; basic amino acid transport; proteolysis
Cellular component (GO): fungal-type vacuole membrane
Molecular function (GO): basic amino acid transmembrane transporter activity; metalloaminopeptidase activity
Source: RefSeq, a predicted model, not a curated record
AUGACUGCUGAAGUCGCACCCCGAAAAUGUUUCGGCACCGAUUGUGCUAAGGAUGCUGGAUCCCUUCAGUGCCCGACAUGUCUGAAGAUGGGCCUCGACAGCUUCUUCUGUUCGCAGGACUGCUUCAAGCGAAGCUGGAGCGACCACAAAGCCCUCCACAAAAAGAGUAAUUUCCUCACCAACCUUUUUCCUCCCAAAGUAGUUUCUGAACCAGACCCAGCAACCGGACACUUCAACCCUUUCCCUUCUUUCGGUUUUGCCGGAUCUCUACGACCUGUCUACCCGCUGUCGCCCAUGAGGACCGUGCCUAAAUCUAUCCCCCAUCCGGACUACGCUAAAGAUGGCAUUCCCCGCUCGGAGCAGAAGUUUGUUGGCCGACAUAACAUCACUAUCUUGAACAAGGCAGAGCAGGAGGGCAUGCGCAAAGUAUGCCGACUGGCGCGAGAGGUUCUUGACAUCGCCGCACGAGAGCUGAAGCCUGGCGUCACCACCGACUACAUCGAUGAGGUAGUCCACAAAGCGUGCGUUGAGCGCAACUCUUACCCAUCGCCUCUCAACUACGUUCACUUCCCCAAGUCUGUUUGCACGUCGAUCAACGAGACAAUCUGCCACGGUAUUCCCGACCAACGGCCGCUCGAGGACGGCGACAUCAUCAACAUUGACGUUACUUUGUACCAUGAGGGAUUUCAUGGAGAUAUCAACGAAACGUACUACGUCGGAGAGAAGGCGCGAUCGAACGAAGAAGCGGUGCGGGUUGUAGAGACGGCAAGAGAGUGUUUGGACAAAUCCAUUGAACUUGUCAAGCCGGGCAUGCUGUUCCGAGAACCUGGAAAUGUGAUCGAAAAGCAUGCCAAGAGUCGGAACUGCAGUGUGGUGAAGAGCUACUGCGGCCACGGUAUCAAUCAGCUUUUCCACUGCGCUCCCAACGUUCCUCACUAUGCGAAAAACAAGGCCGUAGGAACGGCAAAGCCCGGAAUGUGCUUCACGAUCGAGCCUAUGAUCAAUAUCGGCACACACCGCGACCGCCUCUGGCCGGAUGACUGGACCAGCACGACUGCAGAUGGCUCGCUGUCCGCUCAGUUUGAACAUACCCUUUUGGUGACAGAAGACGGCGUGGAAGUCCUGACCGCACGUCUGCCAGAUUCGCCUGGCGGCCCCAUUCCUCUAAUUGGUGUAGAUGGAGCGAGCGAAGCAAAGACCGAGGCGAUGUCCUCGGAAGCGCCGCAUACAGAGAGAUCCCCGUUGCUGGGCUCCCAAAGCAACGGCCAUGCUUCAUACUCUGCCACGGCCGAGGCGGGCAAUCAACCCGAUCCCGAUCGUACAGAAGAAGGAACAGUUGCAAGCAAGCAGGGAUCUGGACUGAACCUCAGAUACAUAUUGCCUGCGCUCUCAAUUGGUGUCUUCUUAUCUGCAGCCGACCAGACAAUCAUCGUCUCCAGUUAUGGCAAGAUUGGCUCUGAUUUGAAGGCAUUGAACCUGACGAGUUGGAUCGCAACAUCCUAUUUCUUGACCUUGACAUCUUUUCAGCCCCUUUACGGCAAGUUGAGUGAUAUCUUUGGUCGGAAGUCCUGCUUGUUGUUUGCGUAUGCCGUGUUUGGCAUCGGGUGUCUGUUCUGUGGUCUAGCGCAGAGCAUUCAUCAGCUUAUUGCUGCUCGUGUCUUUCAAGGCAUUGGUGGCGGUGGUAUGACCACGGUUGUUAGUAUCCUUCUGAGUGAUAUUAUCCCGCUUCGUGAUAGAGGUGUCUGGCAGGGAGUCAUCAACAUCAUAUACGCGACUGGUUCGGGCAUCGGUGCACCUCUCGGUGGUAUUCUAGCGGACUACAUUGGCUGGAGAUGGGCUUUCAUUGCUCAAUUCCCGCUGUGUGUUAUUGCGCUCAUCGCGGUAUCCGUCGUACUAGAUCUACCUGCCCCAGAGGAUAGCCACUGGAAACAGAAGCUUCGCCGUAUUGACUUCCCUGGAGCAGUUGUACUUAUUGGCGCAGUUCUCGGAUUUCUUGUCGGCUUCGACCGAGGUAGUAAUGUCUCCUGGACGAUGCCGUUAACGAUCGUCUCACUCAGCGUUUCCGCCUGCCUGUUCAUUUUGUUUGUUGUGGUUGAGAUAUACUACGCAACCGAACCGUUUGCCCCUGGUCAUAUCAUCUUCGACCGCGGCUUCGUCGCUGCUUACGGCUGUAAUUUCUUCAGCUUUGGUGGUUGGCUAUCUGGUCUCUUCUAUCUCCCGCUUUACUUCCAAGCCGUUGACGGAGUCUCCGCAACGGUGGCUGGUCUACGACUCCUGCCUUGUAUCUUUGCCGGUGUCUCCGGAUCUUUGUUCGCGGGAUUCGUCAUGAAGUGGACUGGGAAGUACUACUGGUUGACAAUCGCUGGUUAUGCCUCCCUUACUCUUGGUCUUGUUGUGAUCACCCUUUUCUCUGGCGUCGUCACAGACAGCUUAGUACCCAUAAUCCUCGGGACAGUGGCUUGUUCCUUCGGAAACGGUAUUGGCGUUACAACCACCUUGAUCAGCUUGAUUUCGAAUGCAACUCCAGAGGAUCAGGCAGUCGUGACUGCCUGCUCGUACCUUUUCCGCUCCCUGGGAUCUGUUAUUGGUCUUGCACUGUCUUCUACCGUCGUCCAGCAGGUUCUGAGGACUCGCUUGAGAUACGCCCUCCGCGACAGCAAGGAUAUCGACAGAAUUGUGGACGGGGUCCGACAGAGUCUGGACUUCAUCAAGACCCUAGACCCGGUUAUUGCAAGGACAGUCCGCGACUGCUAUGGAUGGGCGACCAAUAAAGGAUUCGCUUUCCUGAUUGGCGUGGUGUUCUUUGCCUUUGUGAGCAGCUUAUUCAUUCGCGAACGAAGCUUGUCACGCUGA